AUGGUACUAGUAUGUGGAUCAAUACCCGUGCCGUUGAUUUGUGCAGUAAGUCUGUUAGUAUCUAUCUAUCUAUCUAUCUAUCUAUCUAUCUAUCUAUCUAUCUAUUCGUGUCUAUCUCUCGCUGCAUGUUUCUAUCUAUCUAUCUAUCUAUCUAUCUAUCGAAAUCUAUUAGUGUCUAUCUAUCUAUCGCAGUAUGUUAGUAUCGAUCGAUCGGUCAAUCUAUCUAUCUAUCUAUCUAUCUAUCUAUCUAUCUAUCUAUUCGUGUCUAUCUAUCGCUGCAUGUUUCUAUCUAUCUAUCUAUCUAUCUAUCGAAAUCUAUUACUGUCUAUCUAUCUAUCGCAGUAUGUUAGUAUCGAUCGAUCGGUCAGUCUAUCUAUCUAUCUAUCUAUCUAUCUAUCUAUCUAUCUAUCUAUCUAUCCGUGUCUAUCUGUCGCUGCAUGUUUCUAUCUAUCUAUCUAUCUAUCUAUCUAUCGAAAUCUAUUAGUGUCUAUCUAUCUAUCGCAGUAUGUUAGUAUCGAUCGAUCGGUCAAUCUAUCUAUCUAUCUAUCUAUCUAUCUAUCUAUCUAUCUAUCUAUCUAUCUAUUCGUGUCUAUCUAUCGCUGCAUGUUUCUAUCUAUCUAUCUAUCUAUCUACCUAUCUAUCUAUCGAAAUCUAUUAGUGUCUAUCUAUCUAUCGCAGUAUGUUAGUAUCGAUCGAUCGGUCAAUCUAUCUAUCUAUCUAUCUAUCUAUCUAUCUAUUCGUGUCUAUCUAUCGCUGCAUGUUUCUAUCUAUCUAUCUAUCUAUCUAUCGAAAUCUAUUAGUUCUAUCUAUCUAUCUAUCUAUUCGUGUCUAUCUAUCGCUGCAUGUUUCUAUCUAUCUAUCUAUCUAUCUAUCUAUCGAAAUCUAUUAGUGUCUACCUAUCUAUCGCAGUAUGUUAGUAUCGAUCGAUCGGUCAAUCUAUCUAUCUAUCUAUCUAUCUAUCUAUCUAUCUAUCUAUCUAUUCGUGCCUAUCUAUCACAGCAUUUUUUUUCUAUCUAUCUAUCUAUCUAUCUAUCUAUCUAUCUAUCUAUCUAUCUAUCUAUUCGUGUCUAUCUAUCGCAGUAUGUUUGUAUCUAUCGAUCGAUCAGUCUAUCUAUCUAUCUAUCUAUCUAUCUAUCACAAUCUAUUUGUGUGUAUCUAUCUAUCGCAGUAUGUUUAUAUUUAUCUAUCUAUCUAUCUAUCUAUCUAUCUAUCUAUCUAUCUAUCUAUCUAUCUAUUGCAAUAUUGGCCAGCUAUUAUUAUCUAUCACAGUAUGCUUUAUCUAUCUAUCUAUCUAUCUAUCUAUCUAUCUAUCUAUCUAUCUAUCUAUAA
Molecule: messenger RNA, 1329 nt
Organism: Acanthosepion pharaonis
Lineage: Eukaryota; Metazoa; Mollusca; Cephalopoda; Sepiida; Sepiidae
Source: the annotation of a GenBank genome assembly